Molecule: messenger RNA, 2043 nt
Organism: Periconia digitata
Lineage: Eukaryota; Fungi; Ascomycota; Dothideomycetes; Pleosporales; Periconiaceae
Source: the annotation of a GenBank genome assembly
CUACACAGACCACGUUCUAUCGACGUUCUUUUUUGGAUAACGAAAAGGUCUCUGUUCGAAAGAGAAACACUGCUUGAUUCGGGAGCAACAGCAGACAGAUUCAACAGCCACUUUGACCAUAUCAAGCGAAUCAUCAUGGCCUCUUCACCGAUUCCCGAGGACCAGAAGUCUCAGUUGAACUUCCAAGAUAUAUUGUUUCCUACUCCACCACCUCCCUCUCACGUCUCUUCACAGAUUGACACAUUGAAUGCGCCCUCUGAACGUCGAACAACGCAUUCCAUCCACACCUCACAACGGCAUAACCCUAUUCGCACUACUGUCCAACACAAAAAACACCAUGCACGACCAAACAGUAUGUCAACCACUACAACGCUCGCUACGAACGACCAGAUACCACCGCCAUCGCACCCGAAGCGUACCGUAGCAACACUGCUAUGUUUCUCCGCACUUACACUCAGCAUCUUCCUUGUCGCGCUCGACACUGUUCUGAUCCCCACCGCACUCGCUUCAAUCGCAUUGGAUUUCCAUAUCCCGGACUCGCUGUAUGCAUGGACUGGUUCGGCUUACUUAUUAGCCAACGCUGCGAGUAUCCCGUUCUGGGGAAGGCUGAGUGAUGUGUUUGGAAGGAAACCUAUCAUCUUGAUCACCAAUUCGAUAUUCUUGGCCGGAAGUAUCGUGUGUGCUGUCAGUUCUAGCGCGACAAUGCUGAUUACUGGGAGGACUGUACAAGGUCUGGGUGGUGGAGGGGUGAAUUGUCUGGUUUAUGUGUGCGUUGCGGAUAUGUUCUCUAUUCGUGAUCGCUCGUUUUAUAUGGGCAUUGUCGGCGCAAUGUACGCUGUUGCGUGCUCUUUGGGGCCUGUUCUAGGAGGCGUAUUCGCGCAGAGAUUGAGCUGGCGGUGGUGUUUUUACAUUAACAUCCCAUUCGUCUCAAUCGCCCUUCUAACCCUGCACUUUACAAUCCACCUCCCCCACACGCCAACCCCCCUACUCCACGCCCUCCCCUCCAUCGACUGGCUCGGCAACCUCACAAUCCUAACCGCAACCCUCCUCCUCCUAAUCGGCCUCCAAAUCGGCAGCACAGCCGCCUACAACACCCCUCUCCCCCUCUCCCUCAUCAUCCUCGGCACCUGCUCCUACCUCCUCUACCCAUACACCCAACACCUCGCCGCAACCCGCCCUUCCACCACCCCACUAACCCCACUCCGCAUCUUCCGCGAUCUAUCGAACCUCAGCGCUCUAGGCGUCUGCGCAUGCGACGCGCUAGUCUUCAACUCAGUAGCAUACUUCCUCCCGCUAUACUUCCAGCUCAUCCUCGCGCGGUCCCCCUCGACGUCUGGCCUGUACAUGCUCGCCGUCGCCGUCCCGCUCGCGCUCGUAUCCUUUGUAGCGGGCUACGCGAUCAACAAAACAGGGAGGUACCUCGAGGUGCUGCAGCUGGGGCUUCUGCUCAUGACCGCUGGCGUCGGGCUACUCAUUACUCUCCCGCCAACCCUCCAUCUAUCAAACAUCAUCGGGUUUCUGGUACUUGUGGGGAUUGGGUUUGGACCGAACUUCAAUGCGCCGCUUAUUGCGCUGCAGACGCGCAUUGCGGACGCUGAUAUGGCGUCUGGCACUGCGGCAUUCGGGUUCGUGCGUAUGGUCAGCGGUGCGAUUGGAGUUGUUGUCGGACAAGUCGUCUUUCAGAGCUUGGUGAAGCGCGAGGUUGGUCUCUUUGAAAGCGUGGGGGUGCCGGGGGAGCUGGUUGGUGCGUUGGGGGGCGGGGAAGCUGUUUCUGCGGCUGAGAGCGUGGGUGCGUUGGACGAGGGGGUGAGGGGCGUUGUUAGAGAGGGUAUGAAUGGCGCGCUCAGGGGGGUUUGGGGGGUUUAUUGUGGGGUCAGUGCUUUGGGGUUGGUUGUUAGUUUUGGGAUUAAGAGGGCGAGGAUUGGGGGUAGUGGGUAUACUCGGAGUGAGGGUGGCGGUGAUGGGGAGGGAGAUGGAGAGAAAGAUGGGCAAGGGGGUCAUGGGAUUGCAUCGGAGAGGGAGAGGAGUGGAAGUGGUGGGUAG